This is a messenger RNA of Cylindrotheca closterium, 1472 nucleotides long. The record is from the annotation of a GenBank genome assembly. NCBI's taxonomy places the organism in Eukaryota, Bacillariophyta, Bacillariophyceae, Bacillariales, Bacillariaceae.
AUGGCAAGUGGAGCAACGGUGGGAGUAGAGAUUCGUAAGGUAGCUGCAACAACUUCGGUAGGACUGGAAACCCUGGGCAUAAUAGGAGGUGGAUGUGAAGUCAUGCGUUAUGCAUGGCCCAAGAUGAAGGUAACAUUCUCCAUCAGAGAAAAUGGGGAGACUGUUCCAACAGACUUGAAGGACCCACCAGUGGUGCUCUAUGGACCCCACCGUCAAUGGAAAGGGCUCCUCGACACUCAUCCGGUGGAUCUUUUGGUGAUCGAGAAAGGCCACUACACUCGACCAAGUGGCGGCCCCAAUCGAGAACCAUGGGAGGACAUGGUGGAUUCCAUGCCUCCCAAACACAGACCGAAGGUUAUCAUUGAAUCCUGGCGCUCGGACCCAACUUUGUGGCAGUACGGACCAACAAGCAAACCUACAACUACUAGAUGGAGAGAAGCUGGCUACAACAUCAAUUGCCGUACUAUCAAGGCAACAGCAAUAGGAGGUGCCAUCACCCAAGAACGGCUACUGGUGGUUCGGACAAGAAUUGAUUGUCGGGCACAAUGGACAUGGGACAGUUUAGAUCGAGAUCUGUCUGUGAUCCGACCUAUGGGAAAUCUCCUCACGCCACCGGGAUUGGUACCGCGCAACUCCUACUCCCAAUCUGGCAGUGCACACACACCCCACUCCCUACACGACCCGAUGCCUAACCAAAUAGGAGCAUGGAUCAAAACGAAGAAGGGUGUUCGACAACUCAUGAAGGAAGAAGUUGCACGGGGACUGGGCAUCCCCAAAGGCUGCGAAACUGAGCUGUCACACAAGAGCCUCCAACAAACUACAUCACUUUUCCAUUGGGAAUACCUGUCUUUCUCGCUACAAUAUUUAUUCAGCCACCCAACUUCUGCAUCCGCGAAAACGACACAGGGACCAAAGACCGGGAACCACUUGUCCGGGGCAACGACCAUCACACUCGACAACAAUGUGUUCAAUUGGAAUCCCCCAGAUCUUUCCUUGGGUAGCCCCUGGCACACACUACGACUCGCCAACCUCCGCUGGGCCGCUGACCAUUAUCCGGAACCAGACAACAUUUACUGGGAUGACAUCCAACAACUAGCCGUCCACCGGAACAACUACAACUCGGAGGGACCGGACCCCAAACGACUUCAACUUUUAUGGUGGGCUGCAACACUGGUUCCAACCUUUGGAGACGGAAGUGGAACUGGCACCGGGGGCACCAUACAACUCCCAAAUUGUGACUUUGAGAUGUGGCAAGGAAAAUGGAAACCAUCCAUCUACAUCUUCCCUUCUGUAUGGAAAGAGUUAGCGACCCUGAAAGAGACCCUGCUUCGAAUCAAAGAAAGCUCCCAUGCCCACCAGGUGAUUGGGACUACCGUUUUCUACUUCACUGACAACUCGGGAGUUUACUGGAUUGCCACCACAGGCUCUUCCCGAACACGCUCCCUCCACAAAUUGAUUAGCGAGAUCAGACU